CAGAAGGCAAAAGUAUCCCUUGGGCGAUCCUUCCUUGAGCGAAUGGCAGCUAGAGGCCAUCUCGCAGCAUACCUAUACUUCAACUUUCAAAAAGAGAAGGGACACUGGACAGAGGUCAAAAUAACUUGCAAUAGUAAUCUUCCAUCUCAAGAUUUUACCUUGAACACCUAGAGCACGUUCCAUCGAAACACUUACUAAUAUUGUUACAAUUCUUGGCAAGAACCAGCCAUUCUCUCCCCCAACGUCAAUGGUCACACACACAGUGCCCAGCACACAUCACCAGCUCUCCGGUUCCUCUCUAGUCCACCCUUGAUCUCUUCAGAUCAUCUUCCAAUAUGUCAGCCCGUUUCGUGCACAAACGCCUCCACGACAGGUCAGCAUCACACCGCAGCUCUCCCCUCCAACCUAUACCAUCAAUCUCGCAAGUCCACUAUCUUAACCGUCCACACACCUCCGGUCUUGGUGCCAUCGCAACCCCUAUCGAAAUGUUCCUCCUUUUACUUGCUAUUCUUGCGCUUCUCGCCUUGGUCACCUGGCUAGCAUGGAUCGCCCUCUCACACUGCGUCAAGUUCGUCCGAGGAAAGAUGGAUGAUCUGGAUGUGGGCCAGCAGACGAAAAAGAAUGUGAAGAGAGCUGAGGAGGCUCCGAAGAAGGCGUUUCAGUUUGGAAUAGAUGUGGGGCGGACGGCAAUGGGAUUUUUUGAUGGGUUUCGGAGGGGUGAACGUGGAGAGGAAAGGAGGGGAAGGCAAGGCGAGAGGAGAGGUCUGCUUAGACACGAUACGUAUGAGGAGAGGGUGGUGACCGGCAUACCGAGAGGGAUUUAUAUUUGGGGGUAUGGAUAUGAUAGAGAGAGGUGCGGCGACGGGACGAACGAUGUUUCGAGCCCGAGAAGCAGGAGCGUGAGUGUGCGCCACAGGGAGGAUUGCGACGGAGAGUGUGGCUUGGAGGGGAGGAGACGGAGUAUGGACUCAUGAUAUGUCCUUCGUAGACUUGGAGUGCAACCAUUUUGGGUCGAGAAUUGCGCGAGAAUGGUAGACUAAGCGUUGAAUAGGAACAAGAGGCAUAUGUGUACUGCAGGCAGUAGAACAAUCCGUUGGGCAUUCCAUACAAUACAGAAAGCACUUUCUCUUCUGCGGAAUCUGCAGUGAACAUAGCAAAGACUUC
Molecule: messenger RNA, 1164 nt
Organism: Hyaloscypha bicolor E
Lineage: Eukaryota; Fungi; Ascomycota; Leotiomycetes; Helotiales; Hyaloscyphaceae
Exons: 1
Coding region: 336-974 (212 amino acids)
Source: RefSeq, a predicted model, not a curated record